Sinocyclocheilus rhinocerous is the source of this 447-nucleotide messenger RNA. RefSeq names its product stathmin-4-like. Gene Ontology annotation, biological process: microtubule depolymerization; regulation of microtubule polymerization or depolymerization; neuron projection development. The transcript is spliced from 5 exons. Gene Ontology annotation, molecular function: tubulin binding. Lineage: Eukaryota; Metazoa; Chordata; Actinopteri; Cypriniformes; Cyprinidae. Gene Ontology annotation, cellular component: cytoplasm; neuron projection. The record is from RefSeq and is a predicted model, not a curated record. Bases 109 to 447 code for a protein of 112 amino acids.
CAGCAGACUGUCAGACUGAACGUGAGGGAAAGACUCUGACAGAAGAUCACAUAACUCUGUCGGAUCAGUUGAGUUUGAAACGCCUCGGAGGACUCAGAAAAAGGAAAGAUGACUCUUGCAGCAUACAGAGAGAAGAUGAAGGAGCUCCCUCUAGUGUCUCUCUUCUGCUCCUGCAUCCUACCAGAGCCUCGGGAAAAGCCCACCAAGAAAACACAAGAUGUUGUGGACCUCAACCUGGGCAUUAUUAAAGACAUGGAGGUGAUUGAGCUAAACAAGCGGUCAUCGGGCCAGGCCUUUGAGGUCAUCCUCAGACCUCCAUCUUUUGACGGUCAGAGGGAAUUCCAUCCCACUUUCCCACCUCGCAAUGACCCCUCGCUGGAGGAGAUCCAGAAGAAACUGGAUGCAGCUGAGGAGAGAAGAAAAGUGAGGAACAGUGAUGUGCCUUGA